CCUGCUGAGCUCUGUUCUCUCCAGCACCUCCCAACCCACUAGUGCCUGGUUCUCUUGCUCCACCAGGAACAAGCCACCAUGUCUCGCCAGUCAAGUGUGUCCUUCCGGAGCGGGGGCAGUCGUAGCUUCAGCACCGCCUCUGCCAUCACCCCGUCUGUCUCCCGCACCAGCUUCACCUCCGUGUCCCGGUCCGGGGGUGGCGGUGGUGGUGGCUUCGGCAGGGUCAGCCUUGCGGGUGCUUGUGGAGUGGGUGGCUAUGGCAGCCGGAGCCUCUACAACCUGGGGGGCUCCAAGAGGAUAUCCAUCAGCACUAGUGGUGGCAGCUUCAGGAACCGGUUUGGUGCUGGUGCUGGAGGCGGCUAUGGCUUUGGAGGUGGUGCCGGUAGUGGAUUUGGUUUCGGCGGUGGAGCUGGUGGUGGCUUUGGGCUCGGUGGCGGAGCUGGCUUUGGAGGUGGCUUCGGUGGCCCUGGCUUUCCUGUCUGCCCUCCUGGAGGUAUCCAAGAGGUCACUGUCAACCAGAGUCUCCUGACUCCCCUCAACCUGCAAAUCGACCCCAGCAUCCAGAGGGUGAGGACCGAGGAGCGCGAGCAGAUCAAGACCCUCAACAAUAAGUUUGCCUCCUUCAUCGACAAGGUGCGGUUCCUGGAGCAGCAGAACAAGGUUCUGGACACCAAGUGGACCCUGCUGCAGGAGCAGGGCACCAAGACUGUGAGGCAGAACCUGGAGCCGUUGUUCGAGCAGUACAUCAACAACCUCAGGAGGCAGCUGGACAGCAUCGUGGGGGAACGGGGCCGCCUGGACUCAGAGCUGAGAAACAUGCAGGACCUGGUGGAAGACUUCAAGAACAAGUAUGAGGAUGAAAUCAACAAGCGUACCACUGCUGAGAAUGAGUUUGUGAUGCUGAAGAAGGAUGUAGAUGCUGCCUACAUGAACAAGGUGGAGCUGGAGGCCAAGGUUGAUGCACUGAUGGAUGAGAUUAACUUCAUGAAGAUGUUCUUUGAUGCGGAGCUGUCCCAGAUGCAGACGCAUGUCUCUGACACCUCAGUGGUCCUCUCCAUGGACAACAACCGCAACCUGGACCUGGAUAGCAUCAUCGCUGAGGUCAAGGCCCAGUAUGAGGAGAUUGCCAACCGCAGCCGGACAGAAGCCGAGUCCUGGUAUCAGACCAAGUAUGAGGAGCUGCAGCAGACAGCUGGCCGGCAUGGCGAUGACCUCCGCAACACCAAGCAUGAGAUCUCUGAGAUGAACCGGAUGAUCCAGAGGCUGAGAGCCGAGAUUGACAAUGUCAAGAAACAGUGCGCCAAUCUGCAGAACGCCAUUGCGGAUGCCGAGCAGCGUGGGGAGCUGGCCCUCAAGGAUGCCAGGAACAAGCUGGCCGAGCUGGAGGAGGCCCUGCAGAAGGCCAAGCAGGACAUGGCCCGGCUGCUGCGUGAGUACCAGGAGCUCAUGAACACCAAGCUGGCCUGGACGUGGAGAUCGCCACUUACCGCAAGCUGCUGGAGGGCGAGGAAUGCAGACUCAGUGGAGAAGGAGUUGGACCAGUCAACAUCUCUGUUGUCACAAGCAGUGUUUCCUCUGGAUAUGGCAGUGGCAGUGGCUAUGGCGGUGGCCUCGGUGGAGGUCUUGGCGGCGGCCUCGGUGGAGGUCUUGCCGGAGGUAGCAGUGGAAGCUACUACUCCAGCAGCAGUGGGGGUGUCGGCCUAGG
Molecule: messenger RNA, 1705 nt
Organism: Chelonoidis abingdonii (Abingdon island giant tortoise)
Lineage: Eukaryota; Metazoa; Chordata; Testudines; Testudinidae
Source: RefSeq, a predicted model, not a curated record